Messenger RNA from Mesitornis unicolor (brown roatelo), 3415 nucleotides. RefSeq names its product Rap guanine nucleotide exchange factor (GEF) 2 (gene RAPGEF2). The annotation marks the transcript as partial. The record is from RefSeq and is a predicted model, not a curated record. The transcript has 12 exons. Gene Ontology annotation, biological process: positive regulation of ERK1 and ERK2 cascade; small GTPase-mediated signal transduction. Gene Ontology annotation, molecular function: guanyl-nucleotide exchange factor activity. NCBI's taxonomy places the organism in Eukaryota, Metazoa, Chordata, Aves, Mesitornithiformes, Mesitornithidae.
ACUUACCAGAUCAAGUUCUGAGGGUUUUUAAGGCAGAUCAGCAAAGUCGCUACAUCAUGAUCAGUAAGGACACGACAGCAAAAGAAGUGGUCGUCCAGGCUAUCAGGGAAUUUGCUCUCACUGCAACCCCUGAUGCAUAUUCACUAUGUGAAGUCUCUGUCACACCUGAGGGUGUAAUCAAGCAAAGGAGGCUUCCUGAUCAGUUAUCCAAGCUUGCUGACAGGAUACAGCUGAGUGGCAGGUAUUACCUAAAGAACAACAUGGAGACAGAAACUCUCUGUUCAGAUGAAGAUGCUCAAGAGUUACUACGGGAAAGUCAAAUUUCCCUACUACAGCUCAGUACUGUUGAGGUGGCUACUCAACUCUCCAUGAGAAACUUUGAGCUAUUCCGUAAUAUUGAACCCACAGAAUACAUAGAUGACUUGUUUAAACUCAAAUCAAAAAUAGGUUGCACUAAUCUAAAAAAGUUUGAGGAGGUGAUAAAUCAAGAAACAUUCUGGGUGGCUUCUGAGAUUCUAAGAGAAACCAACCAGCUCAAAAGGAUGAAGAUCAUUAAGCAUUUCAUUAAGAUAGCACUACACUGCAGAGAAUGCAAGAACUUCAACUCGAUGUUUGCCAUCAUUAGUGGCCUGAAUUUGGCACCAGUUGCAAGGCUCCGAACUACUUGGGAAAAGCUUCCAAGCAAGUAUGAAAAACUGUUUCAAGAUCUACAGGACUUGUUUGAUCCCUCUAGGAAUAUGGCAAAAUACCGUAAUGUCCUCAACAGCCAAAACCUACAGCCACCCAUCAUCCCCCUGUUUCCUGUUAUCAAAAAAGACCUUACAUUCCUUCAUGAAGGAAAUGAUUCAAAGGUGGAGGGCUUGGUCAAUUUUGAGAAGCUGAGAAUGAUUGCGAAGGAGAUACGCCAUGUUGGUCGCAUGGCUUCUGUGAACAUGGAUCCAGCUUUAAUGUUUAGAACAAGGAAGAAGAAAUGGCGGAGUCUGGGGUCUCUUAGCCAGGGCAGUACUAAUACAGCUGUGCUGGAUGUGGCACAAACGGGGGGUCAUAAAAAGCGAGUCCGUCGCAGCUCCUUCCUUAAUGCUAAAAAACUGUAUGAAGAUGCUCAGAUGGCACGGAAAGUAAAGCAGUAUCUCGCAAACUUGGAUCUGGAAAUGGAUGAAGAGAGCCUCCAGACACUAUCUCUGCAGUGUGAGCCAGCCACAAACACAUUGCCGAAGAGCACAGGAGACAAGCGAUCUGGAAAAUCCGAAACAUCGCCGGUGGCUCCCCGGGCAGGCAUCCAGCAGAAAGUGCAGCAGCAGCAGCAGCAACAUAAAGUAAACCAAGCAUUGCAGGUCCCUGCUGUAUCUCUUUAUCCCUCUCGCAAGAAAGUGCCAGUCAAAGACCUCCCACCAUUUGGCAUUAACUCUCCACAAGCUUUAAAGAAGAUUCUUUCAUUAUCUGAAGAAGGAAGUUUGGAUCGUCACAAGAAACAAUCUGAAGACACAGUCUCAAGUGCAUCUUCACAGCUGUCUUCUCCUCCCACUUCACCACAGAGCUCUCCAAGGAAAGGCUAUACUUUGGCUCCUAGCAGCACUGUGGAUAACUUUUCAGAUUCUGGUCACAGCGAAAUAUCUUCCAGAUCUAGUAUUGUCAGCAAUUCCUCUUUUGACUCUAUGCCAGUGUCUUUGCAUGAUGAGAGGAGGCAGAGGCAUUCUGUCAGCAUCGUGGAAACAAAUCUUGGUGUGGGAAGGAUUGAUAGAAGAAUCAUGAUUGAACCAGAUCAAUACAGCUUAGGCUCGUAUGCACCACUGUCAGAGACCAGAGGCCUGUAUGCUGGAGCAACUGUGCUUUCUUCUCCUAGUACAGAAGAACUGGCACAGGAUCAGGGGGACAGAGCUUCACUCGAUGCAGCUGACAGUGGCCGUGGUAGCUGGACUUCUUGUUCAAGUGGUUCUCAUGACAACAUACAAACAAUACAGCACCAGAGAAGCUGGGAGACUCUGCAUUUUGGACAUGCUCAUUUUGAUAGUACAGGCGAUGGAGCAGGACUGUGGGCCUCGGGUAGUCAUAUGGACCAGCUGAUGUUCCCCGAUCAUGGCACAAAAUAUGACAGGCAAAGUCAAGGUAGGGAGGGCCUUGAUCAAGCACAGUCAAGAGCAAGCUGGGCAUCUUCAACAGGAUACUGGGGAGAGGACUCAGAAGGUGAUACAGGUACCAUAAAGCGGAGGGGUGGGAAGGAUGUUUCAGUCGAAGCUGAAACCAGUAGCAUAACAUCUGUGCCAGCAGAGGAGUCAAAGCCAGCUCCUAUGCCCACUCAUGUGGCAGUAUCAUCAAGUAGUACAAAGGGACUUAUUGCACGAAAAGAAGGUCGAUACCGGGAACCACCUCCAACUCCUCCUGGUUACGUAGGAAUACCUAUUGCUGAGUUCACAGAAGGUGGUUCCCAUUCAAUCAGAAAGCCUCCAGAUUACAACAUAGCACUUCAGAGGUCUAGAAUGGUGGCACGGACAUGUGAGACCCAUGGGACAUCAACUCCACAGCAGCAGACACAUGGCCAUUCAACAAGCAGGCCUAUGAACAAACCUCAGUGGCAUAAACCAAAUGAGUCAGAUCUACGUCUUGCUCACUAUCCAUCUCAAGAGUUUUCCACAGAGGAAGAUGACUCCGGAGAAGUGAAGGCUGCCAAUCUGAGUAGUACUCAAAUGUGAGGAACUGCUGGUCUUGGAUCUUUUAUUUUUUUUCCAUUGAACUCAACUGAUCAUAUUGAUCAGUAGAUAAACGUAAAUAGAUUCAACUUUUAAAGAUCAAAUUGCAGUGUUUUUUCACUGUAUCAAACAAAUGUCAGUGCUUUAUUUAAUUCUCUCUCCUGUAAUCAUAGCUUUUGUCUAUUUGCUUAUAUAUCACAUUGUCAAUUAUGCAUUUGUAAUUUUACAUGUAGUAUGCAUUAUUUGCCAGUUUUAUUCUCAAGGCUGUGGACCUCGUGCAUAUAGAAAUACAAAAUCCUAGCUCUAUCACAAGUUGCACAAAUGUUAUAUAAGCAUUAAGUAAUUGUAGACCAUAGGACUGCUAAUCUCAGUUCGCUCUGUGAUGUCAAGUGCAGAAUGUACAAUUAACUGGUGAUUUCCUCAUACUUUUGAUACUACUUGUACCUGUAUGUCUUUUAGAAAGACAUUGGUGGAGUCUGUAUCCCUUUUGUAUUUUUAAUACAAUAAUUGUACAUAUUGGUUAUAUUUUUGUUGAAAAUGGUAGAAAUGUACUAUGUUUAUGCUUCUACAUCCAGUUUGUAUGAAGCUGGAAAAUAAAUAAAUAUAACGUUAAUUAAGUCCAUAUUGAUUCUUAUGUAUUUUACAUGUUCCACAUACUUGAACAAAUUUAUGAAAAAAUUUUACUUCUCUGUGUAUUAAUAUUAAAGGGACAUUGCCAAGUGAUGUGG